GCCCAAUCUUUGGAAUUGCUGGCCGUCUAAAAACCUCCCCACCAGCCGAGACUGGUCUCCACCCUCUCCCUCUCUGAGCCAAAGCUCAGAGUAAACCCUCAAUCCCAAUCUCACCCAGUUUGAUUCAAAAUCUCCGAUUCAACUCCACCAUUCUCCGCUCACCGUCUUCUGCUACCAAAAUGGCCUUCCCUGGUUGCUGUUAGCCUCCUCUAGGUUAAUUUUCCUCCUCUCCGACACCGCAAUUUACCAACCCCUCACUUUCUUGUUACAAUUUGCUCUCAUGGCGAUUCGAGUCACCCUCAACUUCUCCGGCUACGUGGCCCAAAAUCUAGCCUCCUCCGCCUGCAUCCGCGUCACUAAUGGCCGCGGAAUCCACGAGUGCUGGGUUAGGUCUCUUCUCUUCGGCACCAACCAGAAGGUCGAUCUCGACCCCUCCGGCCACGUCCCCAAUCACUUCCCCGGAUUCUCGGCCCAGUCCAAGCCCAAGGCUCCGGCUCCGACCACCACCUCCCUCUACAGCGCCCUCGCCGAAGAGUUUCUCGGCCCGGGGUCCAAUACUCCGAUUAUUUCCACCGUGUUCUCCGUUAUAAAGUCAACUGCCGCCGUCACCGGUUCUUCUCUGGCGUCUCCGUCUGUCGGUAAGAGGAUUUCGCCGGUGAAGCCCGGUACGAUCAUGCCGUUCUUGCAGGCGGCGAAGUGGCUUCCCUGCAACGAGUCUGUUCCGGCGAAAUUGUUGACCGAGAUGGACAAGAAGAAAGUGCGCGGGGAUGAUGAGGCUUUGGAGCCGGCUAAGGCCGCCGAGUUGAGCAAGAGUGGACUGCAGAGGAGCGGCUGGCUGUCGCGGCUCUUGAAUUCUUGCUCGGAUGAUGCUAAGGCAGUCUUCACUGCUGUGACUGUCAGCGUCUUGUUCCGGUCGUCCUUGGCUGAGCCAAGGUCCAUUCCUUCCACUUCAAUGUACCCUACUCUCGAUGUUGGUGAUCGCGUUUUGGCUGAGAAGGUUUCAUAUCUCUUCAGAAAGCCUGAGGCUUCAGAUAUAGUGAUUUUCAAGGCACCUCCUAUCUUGCAGGAAAUUGGCUUUAGCUCAGGCGAUGUGUUCAUUAAAAGAAUUGUCGCCACCGCUGGAGAUUAUGUCGAGGCACAUGAUGGGAAAUUGCUGGUGAAUGGUGUAAUUCAAAAUGAAAAUUACAUAUUGGAGCCUCUUGCCUAUGAAAUGGAACCAAUUCUCAUUCCAGAAGGGUAUGUCUUUGUAAUGGGGGAUAACCGCAACAACAGUUUUGACUCUCAUAACUGGGGUCCCCUUCCUGUAAAAAACAUUCUUGGUAGAUCCGUGUUUCGCUACUGGCCUCCCUCUAAAGUUUCUGACAUUAUGCAUGAACCUCAUGUAGAAAAAUCUGUGGCAAUUUCUUGAAGCAUUGCCCUCUGACUGCAGGGGAGAGGAUCUGCGAUACAUUAAAUUUUGAAGUCAAGAUAAUGACUAUUUAUACCACUCAUUUGGCUCACUGCUGAGCAGUUUGAACAUGCGAGCCCGCUCACUUCAUGCGGUUGCAUGUCUUCGGGUUAUCUAAAGAUGGGUCUUCACCCAUCACUCUGUAUGACAAUGAAACUUCUGUGUUAGCAAAUGAGUGUGAAAACAAAACAAAAAAAAAUGAAGCUAAUUGUUCAUUUGUUAUCAUUCAAUCAAUUGUUUUUGUUAUGUCGCUUGGGAGGUUCAGAUGCUGCGGUACAUCAGCAGCAACUUUGAGGGGACAAAUUGUCUGAAGUUGGGCGAGGCAGUUGCAGAAUCGUAGGAUGGUCUCAGUGGUCUGUUGAUGGGUGGAGAGGGACUGCUGAUAUGAAGAGCAUGAUUCUGUUGAUGGAUGGUAAAACAGGCGCAGGUGGUUCUAUAGAGUUCUGCUGCUGGCCCCGAUGACUUGGUUUGGCUUCUCAUCUUAGUGUUGCCUCUAGGCUUCCUUCCAAGCAUAAUGUAAACUAUUCAAAAUUUCAAAUAAAGAUUAAGAAUUAUUUGAUAUA
Molecule: messenger RNA, 2010 nt
Organism: Argentina anserina (silverweed cinquefoil)
Lineage: Eukaryota; Viridiplantae; Streptophyta; Magnoliopsida; Rosales; Rosaceae
Product: probable thylakoidal processing peptidase 2, chloroplastic
Exons: 6
Coding region: 281-1408 (375 amino acids)
Biological process (GO): thylakoid membrane organization
Cellular component (GO): plasma membrane; chloroplast thylakoid membrane
Molecular function (GO): serine-type endopeptidase activity
Source: RefSeq, a predicted model, not a curated record